AUGCCACUCUUAGGUAAGAAGAUUUUCGUCAGUGCGAAGCCUCUGAAGGAUAUCCGAUCAGAUGAGAAAGUCUACACCGUCACACAUUCUAAGGAACAGUUCCGAUCACAGAAAGAGUUUGAUGAGCGAUCUGCCUGGUAUAACGAACGUAUAUGGACUUGUCGUGUUACUGGUCACACCAGUCUGACUCAUCAGGAAGCCUGGAAUUCUGAGAAAAUCGUCUUCAAGUCUCUGAAGCAGCAGUUCCCGAGUUUUCACCAUAAACCUGUUUUGGAACUUGUUCAUCAUAGUACCUUGACAUUGGAUACGCUUGUUGAUCAAGCUUGGCUUUUACUACAACAGGUCCUGUCUGUUGGCGAAACAGUGACUCUGAAAGUCAAAUCAGCAGGGAAAUUGAUAAAAGGUCACGUUAUCAAAAUCAACAAAGCUGGUAUUGAAGCAAAUCCUACAAGUAAUUGUAACUCGCCUUCAAGUGACAAGGAAAAUUCUGCGGAGGAUAGUAACAGCUCGCCACAGAAAUGGCUGCCUCCAAAGUUGCUGCCCUACAAGUACAGUCUGCGUUUAGAAGAAGAAGACAAAGUCAUUAAUGAAAUUCCAGCUGUGGACAUCGGUCGACAGGAGAAAGUGCCGUCCAAAGAGUUACUAAGGUUUUUUAUCCGAGCCAAUGCCCUGAGGGUAGGGCAGAACCAGACAAGUCCAUGGGUGGUGGAUGAAAUCCGGGUCAAAGAAUUUGGUCUACCCAACAAAUUUGCUCACUUCUUGCUCUCUCCUAUCAAAACAGCAGAAAUGAACAACAAAGUUGAGAGUGAACCUGUUUCUAAAAAACGAAAACUCUCCUUACAACCUGGUUCAGCCUCAAAGAAGGCAAAGAUUGACAAGGUCAACAGUGCAAAGAAAAACAAAGACAAUGAUAAAACAAAACAGACAAAGUUAACUGGAUCAUCUCUUAAAAAGUCCUCAUCGGUGACAAAAUUGAAAAUCAGUGACAAAACUUCUCCUAAAAAGUCGCCUAAAAAGUACAAGACUCCUGAAAUAAUAGAAUUAGCCACAGACUCUAGCAGUGACGAGGAUUGUCCUCUGGCAAAGCUCCAAAUUUCACCAACAAAAAACAAAUCUCCAACAAAAAAAUCAUCACCGAAAAAAGAAAUGAAGACAUCAUCAUCACAAAAGAAGGACACCAAAAAAUCAUCUAAAAAGGAAAAGGACAAGAAAAAAGCUCCGAAGAAAACCAAAAAAUCUCAACUGGACAAGAAAAAAACAAACGACAGCAAAAGUACCCCAAAUAAAAGGAAGGUCAUUGAUUUGGAUAGUGACGAUGAUCAGCCGUUGUCAAAGCUGAAACAGUCUCCUAAAAAGAGUAUGAAGCAGAUGACACUCUUUGAAAUGUCAAAAAAGAAAGGAUUGAAAACUCCAGAAAAGAAAAGGUCAACGUGCAAUAACAGCAACACACCAGAUAAAGGAGCAAAGACGCCAGACCGAAAGAAAGUGAUGUCACCACCAAGGACUCCUGCUAUAGUGUCCAAGAUGGUUCGAGCUCACAAGAUGGAGGACCAGGCCAAGUUUAAAUUGUUUGUACAACAGGCCGCUAAAAUUCUCACUUCACCACAGAGGAAACGUUUACCACCGCAGAUCAAGGAAAGUGUGGAACGCAAAUAUGAGCUCCUUGCUGAAAAAAAGAAAUUGAGCCGCAUGACACCCGAACAAAGAGAAGCUUAUAUGAAGGAAAAGCAGGAAAAUUUGAAACGAAAACGUGAUGAAAGGAAACAGGAGAUGAAGGAGAAAAACAAAGAAAGAUUGAGAGAGUUAAAAAAGAAAUAUGAAGAUCAAACCCUGACAGGGAAGCCACUUCCUGCUCCUAAACUUGUUCCUACUCCUGAUGGAUUUCCUAAUGAGAUGUUUGGUGAUGUGGCUUUGGUUGCCGAGUUCAUCAGCUGUUACUCUGGCUUACUGAUGCCAGAUGAAAAUUACCCCAUACGCACUGAUGCACUGAUGAAAGCCUUGUCCAGUGGAAAUGAAGGGUUCACCUAUCUGUCGCGUGCCUUAGUGGUUCUUCUUCAGACUCUAUUGCAGGAUGAAAUUGCAGAGGAUUACCAGGAGAUCCGCGUACCUCUGUCAGACAUUCCUGUGAAUCCCUGUACGGCAUCUGAAUUGACUCGGCUCUGUCUCCGACGACAGGAUGACAAUGAUAAUGCCUACGAGGAUGAAGAAGAUGUUGAAGUUUCUGAUGCCUUGCUACAGCUGCUGGAGUCACAAGAGUUAUAUCAAUUAGAUCUGGCCCAGAAGAUACAGAUUCUGAAAGGUCUGUGUCAGAGGAUCAUGGGGACUUAUUCCGUACAGGACUACAUGGAAGAGAAACAAACAGAGGCCUCUAAACUAUGGAGGAAGAGACUUGCGGUGCUUAAAGUAAAGAAUACAGAAUUAAAGAAAGAAAAGGAACAGAGUAAAAAAGAGAAAGCUGAACAGGCUCAGAAAGAACCAGAGAGGAAUAAAACAAAGGAGGACAAAUCAAGUAAUAGUUUGACUAUAUCUCACUUCUAUGGUCAGACAUCUGCUGAUCAGAGUGACUCUUCAAAGCCUGCCACUCCUGAACCUAUUUCUGCAGACUCUACAGAGGAUGGAGAUGACUUGGCUUCUGUAGUGAAACGACGUCGCAUUAAUGCUGCGAAAGCUGCUGCUGAGAAAGAACAGCGACAAUAUGAAACCAGAAAACAGAGAGAAAAAGAAUAUGAAGAAUACAGGAAACAGAAACAGAGAGAAGACUUUGAAAAAGAAUUUGUUAAUGGAAUAACCCUUGCUAAGUCUGUACUUCGCCAUACACCCGUAGGGACGGACAGGAAUCACAGUCGCUACUGGGUUUUCUCUGGGGUAACUCCUGGCCUCUUCAUAGAGAAAGGCUGGGUGAAUGAGAACAUUGAUUACUGCACUAGAAAGGCAGGGUCGUCUAAUUGGGAGAGCGAUGACUCCGACACUUCAACUAACACAGGAAGUAAGGAUGAAGAGCGACGAAAUCGAAAUAUUGAAACUACAAUUCCACAUUGUGGUCAAAAUUUAUGGUUUACCUACUCCAAUAAAACAGAAGUGGAUGAAUUGUUAGACAGCCUCCAUCCACAAGGCUACCGAGAGAGUACACUGAAGAAAGAACUCCAGAACCGAUACGCAGAUAUAUGUUUAGGUGUUAAUCAGAGUAAAAGAGCUGUGUGUGAGCUGAGAGAUUCUGAUGGUGACAAAGAAAUGUUGGAUGGAUUCAGACAGGAACUUUUGGAUACAGAGACAAAAUUGCGCUAUGGCGGAUUAGGAGGGGUAGAUAACUUUGAUACUUGGGAAUCUGGACUUGAGACAGCAUCAGAUGUUUCAGAAUUUGCUAAACUGAUGAUUGAGACACAAGAAAACGUAUCCAAGAAAUUCCUUCAGGGAAUUAUGGGUGAAAGGAAGAAGAAAGCAAAGGUGACAGAGAUGACGGAAGUGAAAGAAGAGAAAGAAGUAGAAGAGAAUGAAGAGGAAGAGAAGGAGAUAGCUGGAAUAGUAGAGUGGCGUGAAGCUGUAGAGAGUGCGUCAACGUUGUCCCGACUUCAUGUCCUCAUGGGUAUUCUAGAUAACAGUAUCAAAUGGGAAAAAUCAGCAGAGAACGCAAAAUGUAAAAUAUGCCGGAAAAAGGGAGAGGAACAGAAACUGUUAUUGUGUGACGAGUGUAAUCAGCCUUUCCAUAUGUAUUGUCUCAGACCAGCUCUUGUGGAGAUACCAAAAGGAGACUGGUUCUGUGCCUCUUGUAUGCCUCAGAACCAAAGAAGGAAAUCUCGAGUGUACAACGUUGACUAUGAUGAUCAAAGAAGAAAAGGGAUUGAUGGGUACACCAGCGACUCCAAUGACUCAUUGUGUGGAGAGAUAGAACAUGAAGAGAAUUGUGCAGAAUGUGGUGGAGACGAAGGUCUCAUCUUUUGUUCUGAAUGUCCCACGGCGUACCAUCUGGAGUGUCAUGACCCACCGUUGAGGCAUCCUCCUAGAGGAAGAUGGGUAUGUACAGAAUGUAAAACUGGAGUGAAAAGAAAUUCAAGGUCAAGGACGAAACGGAAAGUUGCAAAGAAAUCAGGCAAAGCUGCUCCAAAAAGAAAGAAGUAUGUCGAAUCAUCUGAUGAAGGAGGGGAGGAGGAGGAUGAGGAAGAAGAUGAAAGUGAAGAAGAGGAGGAGGACGACGAGGAGGAAGGAGACACACCAAGGAAAGUUGGACGCAGACAGAAAUCUACAAAGUCCGGGCCAGGCAGAAAGCCAGGCUCCGCCAAUAAAAAGGAUAAAUCUCGCUCUUCUGUUGGCAGUAACUCAAGUUUCAAUGAUGGUAGAACAUAUACUUCUAGACGGGCACCAUCAGAGCUGUCUAUAUGUGAACAGAUCAUAGGUGAUAUUAUGAAGAUGGAAUCUUCCUGGCCGUUCUUACUCCCAGUCAGCAAAAAAGAUGUACCUGAUUAUCAUCGUAUUGUGAAACAUCCUAUGGAUCUUCAGCUGGUCAAAGACAAACUCAAGUGUAUGGUGUAUGGUUCUGUGGAGGAAGUCAUCGAGGACGUCAAACAGAUUUUCAUUAAUGCUGAGUUGUAUAAUAAGAUUGGAAGUGAAGUGUUGGAUUGUAAGGAUGAUGUAGAAGAAAACUUUGCCAAUUUAAUUAAGAAGAACUUACCUAUGUGCCUGUAUGCUCGAGUAAAGAAUAGCCAAGCAUGAUGAAAAUAAUGGAUAUUUAUGGACAAUCUUGCUGACAGUAAUACAGUAAUAGCAACUUAAACAGCCAAGUGCACUGACAAUGACGAAUAUUAAUAGGCAAGCUUGUUAACAUUAGCGUGUGAUGAAAAUAUUGAAUAUUAUUAGGCAAGCAUGCUGACAAUUACAAAUAUUAAUAGACACGCUUGCCAACAAUAGCAAUCUAAAACAGCCAAGUGUGCUGAAAACAAUGGAGACUUAUAGACAAGCUUGCUGACAAUAAUGAAUGUUGAUAAUCCAAUACAGCUGCAAAUUCCUGAGCUCGAAUAUCAUAACUUAUCAGAACACUCUUUGAUAUCUAGACUUUUUAUGAAACUGUCCAAAUAUUUUGUCAAAUCGCCCAGGAAUAUCAAUGAUGUGUGGUUUGUAAUUCACUAACUCGGAGCGAGUCCAUGGCAUAUAAGUAUGGUCAGCUUAAUUUAGACUGCUGACAGGAGGUGUAGAAGCUUUAGAAAACUCCUAAGGAUAUCACGUAGACAUCCUGGUAGAGGAUAAUCGUUCUUUUUGAUUGUUAUCAGUUAAGGACCUCAGUUCAUGUGAAACAUCAAAUUUCCUGGUGAGAUGGCUUCGAUAAAUAGAUUUUUUAUCUCUUUGAAGAUAAAAUGAUAUCUUUAUUUCACUUUUUC
Messenger RNA from Ylistrum balloti, 5369 nucleotides. Its product is annotated as tyrosine-protein kinase BAZ1B-like. Gene Ontology annotation, biological process: chromatin remodeling. The transcript has 32 exons. Bases 1 to 4707 code for a protein of 1568 amino acids. Gene Ontology annotation, cellular component: WICH complex. Gene Ontology annotation, molecular function: histone H2AXY142 kinase activity; protein binding. The record is from RefSeq and is a predicted model, not a curated record. Lineage: Eukaryota; Metazoa; Mollusca; Bivalvia; Pectinida; Pectinidae.